CACCUUGGAGCGCACGUUAGUGACUUACACUACGGCGGCAAAAAAACAUUUCGAACACCGACCAACCCUAAUAUGGCGAUGGCUAACCUUUUAUUGAAACCCACCUUGCCGUCAAUCACCACCCACCCUAAAUUCUCUACAAAAUCUGAUUCCGGCCGCCGAUCACCACCAAAACCUUCCCUCCUCCUCCCUCCUCCUUCUCAUCGCCACCCUUCCGUGCAUGCUUGUGCCCUUGUUAAGGAACAUAAGGGAUUUGCUGAAAACUUAAAAUGGCCGGCGGCUGAUGUGACUGCCUUAUCAUUUUGUGACGAUACUGCCAAAACAUAUGAGAAAUUUCAAUGUCAAUGGGCGAAAGAGGGACCUGUUGGUGAGACUAAAGAUGAGACUCAGUCAGCAAAAACAAAGACUCGUAAAAGUAAGAAGCGGUGGACAAAGAUAUACACAUUUAUGGUUGGAGCUUCUCUUUGUGUAGUUGUGGCGGUUUUCUCCUUUGCUCUUCCAAAGCAAGUAGCGCUACGUCAAACAGUUGUCCCGUACUCGGAUUUUAUUGGUGGCAUUCGGGAUGGGAGUGUGACACGAGUUCAAUUUGUGGAGAACUCACGCCUGAUCUAUUAUGACGCCAAACCUUCCAAUGACCAAGAUGUUGAAACUCAACAAAGUGAACCGGGUCAAAUAGAAUUGUUGAAAUUAUUUACACCCAGGUGGAGGCACUAUACAAGAAACGUGGGAGACGAUAAACAACAAAUUAUUAGGAUACUAAGAGAUAAGGGUAUCACAUACGGUGCAGACCCUGAACUGCUUUCUGAUACAAUGAAGACUGUGGUUUGGGUCAUGUUUCAAACAACGCCGUACUGGGUCAUGGUGGGAAUUUCAGGCUAUCAGUUGUAUAUGCAACAAGGUCUUGGGAAAAUGAAAAAAAGAAAACAGAGUAAGAAACUGUCUGUAACUUUCGAUGACGUGGAAGGUGUAGAUUCUGCAAAAGCUGAACUUCUUGAGAUUGUCUUGUGCAUUAAUGAAGAUAGCAAAUACAUGAAACUUGGGGCAAAGUUGCCCAGAGGGGUUUUGCUUGCUGGUCCUCCAGGGACAGGGAAAACAUUGCUGGCCCGUGCUGUGGCUGGAGAAGCAGGUGUGUCGUUCUUUUCCAUUUCAGCUAGUGAAUUGGUAGAGGUUUUUGUUGGUACCGGAGCUGCCCGUGUUCGAGAAAUUUUCCGUGAGGCAAGAAAAAAUUCGCCAUCUAUUAUUUUCAUAGAUGAGAUAGAUGCGGUCGGUGAGCAACGUGGAAGAACUUUGAAUUGUGAACGCGACCAAACUUUAAACCAGCUUUUGACUGAGAUGGAUGGGUUCGAUAAGGAUGAAAGUGUGGUAGUUAUAGCUGCUACUAACAGGCCGGAGACACUGGAUUCUGCUUUGAUGAGACCAGGACGAUUUUCCAGGAAAGUUCUUGUCGGUGAACCAGAUGAAGAUGGUAGGCGAAAGAUUUUUGCUUUGUAUAUGAGAGAUGUCCCCAUGCAGGAAGACAAAGAAACCAUUUGCGAACUUGUUGCUUCUCGUACCAAAGGAUUAGUUGGAGCUGAUCUUGAAAACAUAGCUAACGAAUCUGUAAUGCUUGCUGGUCGCAGAGGUGGCGAUUUUGUGACAAGAGAUGAUGUUUUUAAAGCUGUUGAGAGAGCCACAACAAAGAUUUAUGAUGAUGAUUAUACUACCAAAACCAAAUCACCAUAUUCAUUUGGACCAACAGCAGUAGGAGGAGGUGCACAGUACAGGGGUCCAGCUAUGGGAUUCGGAUUCCCGAACUGAUGAAGCAGUUCGAUUCGUUGAAGGUAGCUCAUUUGAUCCUGGUUUUGUAGCAAAUCUAGGAUUUCAUGUUUCUUAUGUAUGUGUGUUGGCAUGGAUGGGGAGAUGGAUAAUUUCAUUAGUAGAAUGAGUAUGUGAUUGUAUUCACAUUUGCUUUUGAUUAUUUAUGGUUGUCACAGUAUUAGGGAAUGGAGGACACCAAUUAAAACUUUGCAACAUUUUUUUUUUCUUUCUAAAAGGUAAGGUUUCGUUUUGCAAUA
Molecule: messenger RNA, 2054 nt
Organism: Erigeron canadensis
Lineage: Eukaryota; Viridiplantae; Streptophyta; Magnoliopsida; Asterales; Asteraceae
Product: probable inactive ATP-dependent zinc metalloprotease FTSHI 3, chloroplastic
Exons: 7
Coding region: 73-1797 (574 amino acids)
Biological process (GO): proteolysis
Cellular component (GO): chloroplast thylakoid
Molecular function (GO): ATP hydrolysis activity; ATP binding; ATP-dependent peptidase activity
Source: RefSeq, a predicted model, not a curated record